AUGCAAAUCUCCACUUUACUUUCCAUCUUGAGGCUAUUGACGUUCGUGUUUGCUGUUCCUGUGGACAAAAGAUCACCGACCAGUCUCAAAUACCACACAUUGGACUUUGAUGUCGUUGAUAUGACUCCUUCUUCCAAGAGACUGGAAACGGAAACCAUUUAUCGUCGUACUUUGUACUACUUUGCUAGAGUCUCAAUUGGAUCAACCAAGCAGCAGAUUGGUGUCUCGGUAGACACUGGAAGUAGUGACUUAUGGUUCCCUUCCAAUGAUGCCACGUGCACUAAUGGAGUAAACUGUAAAUCUAUUGGGACUUUUACACCAUCAAUUUCAAGCACAUUCCACAAUUUAUCCACAUCAGUGGAUAACAAUUACAAUGAUGGAAAUGGCGCCCAGGGUUAUUGGAGCAAAGAUGAUUUUUGGUUUACUGAUGGCACCAAAGUUGAGCAAAUACAAUUUGGGUUAAUGACUUCGCUGGGUAGAGAGACUGGAGUGUUGGGGUUGGGAGCACCUGAUUUGGAAGCUACUAAUGACAAGUACCCCAAUUUUCCAGCUACAUUGAAAAACGCAGGCAUCAUUGACAAGACAGCUUACUCGUUGUACUUGAAUCUGGCUACUGCAUCUAGUGGAAGUGUUGUAUUUGGUGCCAUUGAUAAAGCUAAAUACAAUGGUGAUUUGGCGGUGCUUGAUUUUGCAGAUUAUAGAUGGACAGCAAUAACACUUGGUUCCGUGACAGCCCCUGAUGGAUCCAAAGUUGAUCUCAAUAUCCCCGUGGCCUUGGAUAGCGGAACCACCUAUAUUCAAUUGGAAACAAACACUGCCAGACAAAUUUAUCAAGCUCUUGGUCUCAGUGAAUCAGGGAGCGCAUCAUGUGAUCAACUAUCGUUAGACACGAAUCAAUUGACACUCAACUUCGCUGGUGUUUCCAUAACCAUCCCGUACAAGAGUUUAUUUUACCAGUUUUCAGGUGGAUCGUUGUGUCAAGCUAGGAUUUACGGAUCGAGUGGUGGUAACAAUUUCUUUGGUGAUUUGUUUUUACAAAAUGCCUAUGUUGCUUACAAUCUUGAUUCAAAGAAGAUUGGUUUGGCACAAGCAAACUAUAAUGAUGCCACUAAUUUGGUUGAUUUUUGGUUCUAG
Lodderomyces theae is the source of this 1134-nucleotide messenger RNA. Its product is annotated as pepsin-like aspartic protease. Gene Ontology annotation, biological process: proteolysis. Gene Ontology annotation, molecular function: aspartic-type endopeptidase activity. Lineage: Eukaryota; Fungi; Ascomycota; Pichiomycetes; Serinales; Debaryomycetaceae. The transcript has a single exon. The record is from RefSeq and is a predicted model, not a curated record. Bases 1 to 1134 code for a protein of 377 amino acids.